This is a messenger RNA of Coffea arabica (coffee), 2853 nucleotides long. Lineage: Eukaryota; Viridiplantae; Streptophyta; Magnoliopsida; Gentianales; Rubiaceae. The record is from RefSeq and is a predicted model, not a curated record.
AUGAUCUUUAAGAAGGCCGUUCCAGAAGCAUUCAGAGGAACAAUGUCAAAAACAAAAGUAACCGCUAAAGAGUUCCUUCAGGACAUUGAAAAAAGGUUUGUCAAGAACGAAAAGAUUGAAAUUAGUACGCUCUUGACACGCUUAGUUUCAAUGAAAUAUAGUGGUAAAGACAAUAUCAGAGAGUACAUUAUGGAAAUGUCUCAUCUUGCUUUAAAAUUAAAUGUACUUAAAUUGACACUCUCUGAAGAGUUACUAGUGUAUUUGAUUUUAAUAUCUCUUCCUACACAGUUUAACCAGUUUAAGGGUUGCCUGAAUUGCCGUAAGGCUAAUGAUAAUGAAAGAUAUAUCUACGUGGGUGUCAUUGAUCUUGUUCAGAAUCCUAUUCUCGAAUUUGAUCAUGACAUGAUAAAUCAAGACAAUGUCGAAGAACAAACUGUUAUAGAAGAACAAAGUUUUCCUCUUCAAGAACCAGUGCCAUUAAGAAGAUCCACUAGAGAAAUGAGAAGUGCAGUGCCAGAUGAUUAUACUCCCUCCGUCCCAAAAUUUGGCAACAAUAUUGAUCUAUUGCAUGAAACCAAGAAAUUUCUAACUAAAAAUUUUGAGAUGAAAGAUCUUGGUGAUGCAUCUUUUGUGUUGUCAUUUGUCUAUGCCAAGUGCACCAGAGUGGCGAGGCGCCCGCUCUGGGAGGCUCUGGAAGGGAUAGGGGAACCAAUGAGCCACCCGUGGAUGGUGCUAGGGGAUUUCAACGUGGUCGCCUCAGCUGACGAGAGAACUGGGGAAUCCCCACCCAACGUACGUAAUAUGGAGGAAUUUAACAAUUCAAUGUUUCGUUGUGGAUUGUCUGCAAUGGAUUUUGACGGCCUGCCUUUCUCCUGGACAAAUGGAACACUGUGGCAAAGACUGGAUCGUGCAUUGAUCAACGGUAGAUGGUUGUCGGUUUACCCGGUGUCUAGGCUCUCGCACCUGCCCAGGGGGUGCUCUGACCACACCCCGUUACUGGUCAAGUGUGCCCCGGAUUCGGGCACUCGCUAUUCGUCCUUCAAAUUCCUCAACGUUUGGGCCCGUCACCCGCACUUUCUAGCAGUGGUUAAUGUGGCUUGGGAGACGGUUGUACCAAGGGUAGGUAUGGCACGGUUUUUUAGAAAACUGAUCCAGGUGAAGAAAAGGUUGCGACAAUGGAAUCGAGAGACAUUUAGGGACAUUUCCUCCCGAGUUAAGGAGGCAGAGGGCAAUUACAAAAAGUGCGAAGAGGACUAUGAUAGGAGCCGGGAUGCCACCAGUAGGACCCUUCUCAGUGAGGCUAAAGCGGCAUAUACUAGGGAGUUGGCCAUCGAGUGUGAGUUUUGGAGACAAAAAUCAGCCGUUAAGUGGCUUUGCGAGGGAGAUGCUAACACGGCUUUUUUCCACUCAGUGGUCCGUCAGCGAAGGAGCUCCAAUUUUAUUUCUAGGAUAAAGGAUGCGGAGGGUCGUUGGUGUGCCACUGGGCAACAGAUUAAGGAAUCUGCGACGGAUUUCUUCGCCAGCUUAUUUACCUCGGAGUCGGCCUUUAGGGGAAGGUUCCCUGCUCUUCCUUUUGAGGUGCUUAAGGUGGAUGGUGCGUGUAACGAUAAGUUAAUGGAGAUACCGUCAGCGAAGGAAGUCCGGGAUAUGGUUUUCUCAAUGGAGGUGAACAGCGCUCCAGGCCCGGACGGUUUCGGAGUGGGUUUCUACCAAACGUGUUGGCAGAUAAUUCAGGAUGACUUGGUGGCUGCGGUCCAGGAUUUCUUUCGGGGGUCGGCCAACCAAGGGACGGGUUGCGUUCCAGGACGGGGUAUUGCUGACAACAUUUUGUUAGCUCAAGAGCUGGCACUAGACUUGGAUAGGCGGCUGAAGGAGCCAAACCUGCUGCUCAAAUUGGACAUGGAAAAGGCAUACGACCGGGUGGAGUGGCCUUUCUUGCUCUUCAUGCUUCGACAAUUUGGAUUGAAUGAACAGGUGGUUGACUUGUGCUUCAGGACUUUCUCAAAUUCAUGGUUUUUGGUAUUGGUCAACGGCGAGCCGACAGGGUAUUUCAAAUCGUCUCGGGGGGUACGGCAGGGGGAUCCUCUAUCGCCUGCCCUUUUCUUAUUUGUGGCUGAGUUUUUAGGUCGGGGGAUUCACAACCUUUUCCUAGCUAAGGAGCGUAGGUUCUUUAUAUCGGCUGGAUCGCGAGUACCUUAUUUGGCCUUUGCAGAUGAUAUCCUAAUCUUCACACGGUGCUCUUCUAACGCUCUGACCGCGAUUAAGUCUUUCUUGGAACAAUACCAAACUUGGUCAGGUCAGAAAGUAAAUAUUGGUAAGAGUUCAUUCACUCCCGUGUCUGGGACAUCAACAGAGCAGUUUGCGCUGGUACAGUCCAUUCUUGGCUUUCGUGAGCUUAGUUUGCCUAUCGGAUACCUAGGGGUACCAUUGGUGAAGGGCAGAAUCAGUUGUGUAAUCUUUGAUGGGCUACUAGCAAAACUUAGACAGAGACUCUACCACUGGAGCUCUAAGCUCCUCUCCAUGGGGGGAAAAAUAACCCUUAUCCGCCAUGUGCUUAAUUCAAUUCCGCUACAUUUGCUCCAAGUGCUGCGGCCCCCUAAAGCGGUCGUUGCUGCGCUGGGAAGAAUCUGCAACGCAUUUCUAUGGGAUCACUCCACGACUGAAAAGCGAGUGCACUGGGCAGCCUGGGAGAAAGUCUGCUUUCCAGUGGGAGAAGGAGGUUUGGGCUUUCGGUCAUUCGAUGUUGUGCUAAGGCAUUUGCUUGCAAGUUAUGGUGGAAGCUUCGGAAGAAAGACUCGGCAUGGGCGGAAUUCAUGCAUUACAAAUAUAUUAAGGGUGGCCAUCCGGCACUAG